This is a messenger RNA of Exophiala bonariae, 948 nucleotides long. RefSeq lists its product as uncharacterized. Gene Ontology annotation, molecular function: aldehyde dehydrogenase (NAD+) activity. The record is from RefSeq and is a predicted model, not a curated record. Bases 1 to 948 code for a protein of 315 amino acids. The transcript is spliced from 2 exons. Lineage: Eukaryota; Fungi; Ascomycota; Eurotiomycetes; Chaetothyriales; Herpotrichiellaceae.
AUGUCGUUCACUUAUACCAUCGCUGAACCUAUCGGAGUCUGUGGACAAAUCAUUCCAUGGAACUAUCCCCUAGGUAUGGCAUCCUGGAAACUUGGACCAGCGCUAGCGGCUGGGAAUGUUGUCAUUAUGAAAGCCGCCGAACAGACGCCAUUGUCUAUAUUAUACUUAGCCAAUCUUGUGAAAGAGGCUGGAUUCCCACCUGGUGUUGUCAACAUUAUUAAUGGCUACGGUAAAGUGGCAGGUAAUGCUCUAGCCGCCCACUUAGAUGUUGAUAAAAUUGCCUUUACUGGUUCUACUGCUACAGGUAAGGAGAUCAUGAAGGCUGCAGCUACAAACCUAAAGAAUAUAACGGUCGAGACUGGAGGGAAGUCGCCUUUGAUCAUAUUCGAGGAUGCUAAACUCGACGCUGCUGUGAAGUACGGUCACUAUGGGAUUAUGGGUAAUUCUGGUCAGAUCUGCACUGCGAACAGCCGUAUUUUUGUUCACGAAGAGGUCUAUGACAACUUCAUUGAGCUGUUCAAGAAGAAAACACUUGAAACAUCAGUUCUCGGUGAUCCAUUUGACGAGAAGACUUUCCAAGGACCGCAGGUCAGCAAGGCCCAGCAUGAGCGUAUCUUGUCCUACGUCCAAUCAGCCAAGGACGAAGGAGCGAAGUUAGAGCUAGGUGGUGAGGACGGAUCUGCAGAUUUCGGUGGUAAGGGAUACUAUAUCAAGCCAACCAUCUUUUCAAACGUCACCGAAGAUAUGACGGUUUACAAAGAGGAGAUAUUUGGUCCUUUUGCAGUCAUCAAGUCAUUCAAGACAGACGAGGAGGCAAUCCGUAUGGCGAAUGGCACCACUUAUGGUUUGGCAGCUUCUCUGUUCACUGAGAAUAUCAGCCGAGCACAUCGAGUCUCGCGGAAGUUGGAAGCAGGCAGUAAGUCAUAUUCCUCAUAUAAUACGCGCUAG